UAAUAAUUCUCAAGAUGAACGUUCCUAAAUGUGGUUGUAGUAAGGAGAAUCGUCCACACAACGCAGUUCGGGCUGGAUGUAGCUGCUCGACGAACCCUCACAAGAUGCCAGCUGAUAGCUUCAAAAUACCAGCUGUGCCGAUCGGCAGGCCACUGCACCCCAGCAAUAAAGUGAACUUGUGCGAACCAGGUUCUUCGGGCAUCAAGUGCGAUCUACAGGGCAAAAAAGAUGACAAGAAAAAAUCGUGGUCUCUGUCUGAUUUCGACUUGGGACGUCCACUCGGUAAGGGAAAGUUUGGCAAUGUUUACUUAGCGCGCGAGAAAGAAUCGCACUAUGUAGUAGCGUUGAAAGUGCUCUUUAAAAGUCAGAUUCUAGACUCCGAGAUAGAGCAUCAGGUGCGGCGCGAAGUUGAAAUACAGUGCCGUCUUCGUCACCCCAAUAUUCUUCGUAUGUACGGCUACUUUCACGACGAAAAACGAAUUUAUCUAAUUCUGGAGUAUGCAAAGCAUGGCGCGCUCUACAAGUUGCUAAAAGAACGCGGGCGUUUUGACGAGAAAACUGCAGCAAUUUACGUAAGAGACUUGACAAAGGCAUUGGUGUAUUGCCACACAAAGAAAGUGAUUCACCGGGAUAUUAAACCUGAGAACUUAUUAAUCGGACAUAAUAUGGAGCUGAAAAUCGCCGAUUUUGGUUGGUCAGUCCAUUCACCAUCUUCUAGAAGAAUGACAUUGUGCGGGACACUUGAUUACUUGUCACCAGAGAUGAUAGAAGGCAAGCCACACAACUAUGCAGUUGAUAUUUGGAGUCUUGGAGUGUUAUGUUAUGAAUUACUGGUUGGAUUACCUCCAUUUGACGCGAAAGACUCCAAUCAAACAUACAGAAAGAUAAGGUAUGUGAUUAUUAAGUAUCCAGAGUUUAUUUCAGAGAAGGCAAAAGAUUUGAUGGGUAAACUGCUAGUCAUUAAUCCAGAACAGAGGUUGCCUCUGACCAGUGUACUGCAACACCCGUGGAUAUUGGAGAACGCCCCGGAAGGCAUUCCUCCACCGGCAUACACUCCAGAACAAAUGCAACACUAAUGAAUUGUAUAUUUCCUAAGAGUAUUUUAGCACAAUAUUGUAUCUUUUAAUUAUGCAUCAGUUUAUGACUUAGUUACAUUUUUAUUUUAAUUAAUUAUGGUAAUAAUCUUCAAUGUUUGCCUGAGAUAGAAUUAUCCAAAUACUUAUAAUGAUUUUGAAACUGUCUAUUAUUAGAAAAUGGAUCUGUUAAGGAGUUUCAUAACAAGCUCAUUAGCAUAAUUAGAAUUUAAUCAAAUAUUACUUAAUUUUGAAACCAUGUAGAUUAUAUUUAUUUUUGUAAAAACUUUGAUACAACAGUACUGUGGGUAGCAUUUGACUGCAUAAAAGACUUGAAUUGACUGAACAAAUUUAUUUAUUCCAGUACUACAAAGUUUUUAUCCUUAACUUAAUUAAACAAUCAUGUUAUUAUACUGUAAAUAUCUUUAAUACAUUGUUUCUAUGGUGCAA
This is a messenger RNA of Ostrinia nubilalis (European corn borer), 1523 nucleotides long. RefSeq lists its product as uncharacterized. Gene Ontology annotation, cellular component: spindle midzone; chromosome passenger complex; spindle microtubule. Bases 15 to 1076 code for a protein of 353 amino acids. The record is from RefSeq and is a predicted model, not a curated record. NCBI's taxonomy places the organism in Eukaryota, Metazoa, Arthropoda, Insecta, Lepidoptera, Crambidae. Gene Ontology annotation, biological process: protein phosphorylation; regulation of cytokinesis; mitotic spindle organization. The transcript has a single exon. Gene Ontology annotation, molecular function: ATP binding; protein kinase activity.